CUGUGUGUAACGGGAAAAUACGGACAUUAGCAUAUCUUAAUUCCAAGCGCAUGAGUGACUGAGAUUAAAUUUUUAUUCAUCAUGGCUGGAAAACAACAAAUUGAUAUCGGUCAACUACCGAUUCAACAAUUGAAUGCUCUUACUCAGCAGUUUCAAGAGGAGAUAGAGUUUUUCACCAACUCGUUGAAUCAGUUGAAGUUGGCACAGAGCAAAUAUGUAGAGUCUCAAGAAAGUUUAAACAAAGUCUGCCCAGAGAGCAAGGAUAAAGAAAUACUAGUACCACUCACCAGUUCUAUGUAUGUACCUGGACAGUUAAGUGAUGUAGACAAUGUGUUGGUAGAUAUUGGGACAGGAUACUAUGUGGACAUGGGUGUGAAUGCGGCAAAAGAGUACUUCAAAAGAAGAAUAGACUUUCUGACAAAACAAAUUGAAAAAAUCCAACCUGUCCUUCAAGAAAAAUAUAAGAUGAAGCAAGUGACAACAGAGAUCUUACAGAUGAAGAUUGCCGCACAGUUACAAGCUCAGCAGUCGGCAAAAACAUAAUAUGAACAAACUUAUUUUUCACUCUUUCAUGCAAUUUGCUGUGAACUUUGAACUAUUUAAAAUACAUUUAUACAUAGCAAAUUA
This is a messenger RNA of Ruditapes philippinarum (Manila clam), 627 nucleotides long. Its product is annotated as prefoldin subunit 5-like. Lineage: Eukaryota; Metazoa; Mollusca; Bivalvia; Venerida; Veneridae. Bases 82 to 543 code for a protein of 153 amino acids. The transcript has 5 exons. The record is from RefSeq and is a predicted model, not a curated record. Gene Ontology annotation, cellular component: prefoldin complex; cytoplasm. Gene Ontology annotation, biological process: regulation of DNA-templated transcription; protein folding.